Molecule: messenger RNA, 2168 nt
Organism: Centropristis striata (black sea bass)
Lineage: Eukaryota; Metazoa; Chordata; Actinopteri; Perciformes; Serranidae
Gene: mnmip1
Product: SH3 domain containing 21
Exons: 18
Coding region: 302-1762 (486 amino acids)
Molecular function (GO): protein binding
Source: RefSeq, a predicted model, not a curated record
UAUUUUUUGGCCUAAAACAGUGAUUUAAGUUGGUAAAACUUGGAAAUAUAAAUUAUUGACAUUUAGGGCAAUAAUGUAAGUUAGCACAACAAAGGAAGCCAGUUGUCUGCUCAAAAACAAGUUGGAAAAGUUGCUCAAUGUUAAUGUUUGACAAGUAGGAAGAAGUGCCUUGGCUGCCAUAUCUCUCAGUGUUAGACAACACAGCCGCAGUCUUUCAGUUCUCCUUCUACACAAGAGUUUGUUUGCUGCUUUGUGAAGGAAUUACAUAUUCAAAUCGGAAGGAGAAAGACAGAAAGACACCAUGGAGGUGCUGGUGCUGGUCGACUUCGAGGGCACCAUGGGAGACGAGAUCACAGUGAGGAUGGGGGAUGUGGUCAAAAACGUGUCCAAGUUCAGCGAGGAGGGCUGGCUGGAGGGGGAGCUGAGAGGGAAGAGAGGCAUCUUCCCUGCUAACUUCGUCAAGGAGGUGCCGGUUUAUUUGACAGGCAACAGCAAGAGGGAACCACGAAGCAUUAGAAAAACCAAGAGGAUGAAGCAGACGAGGAAAUGCGAGGUGUCGUUCGCCUACAACCCUCUGAAUGAAGAUGAGCUGGAGCUGGCUGUCGGGGAGAUUAUUGAGAUCAUCAGAGAGAUUGAAGAUGGAUGGUGGAUGGGGGUGAAAAAUGGCAAAGUGGGAGCAUUUCCAUCUAAUUUUGUCAAGGAAAUCUUUGUUGCACCUAAAGAAGGCAAGCACAAUGAGGGCAAGACGAGACCCAAGCUCACUGACGCAGUGUUCAGCAAGGAGCAAAGGGCAAGUGUGAGGCACAAAGGGAAAAACGUGGUGGAGUGUUGCCAAGCCAUGUUUGACUACAAGGCCAAAACGGAAGACGAGCUGGAUCUGAAAAAGGGAGAUGUUGUUGCGAUAGUGAGCAAGGAAACAGAAGAUGAAGGCUGGUGGGAGGGAGAGCUAAACGGACGAUGUGGCUUCUUUCCUGAUAACUUUGUCAUGCUGAUUCCACUAGUGAACAGCCUGCAAUCUGGGGCCGCGAACCAACCGCCUGCACGCACCAUCGACAAGAAACUCUCAGUCAAGACAGAGGCGUCAGCGAUGGAGAAAGGUGGUCCAGCAAAGAUAAAAGAUGAAAAACCAGACGUGAAGGACUUGAGAAGCAAUCCUCCGACCAAAGUCAAGCUGCCAUCCAUCAACAAGCCCAGCCCGCCUCCAGUCAAAGACAAACCCAACAAGGUUUUACCCAAUAGAACCAAUGGCGAUGUGGCUGCCGUUUCAACAAAACAACCGGAGGAGAAGGAGACGGACCAGUUUGACGGACUGGAUGUGCAGACUGAAAAGCUGUGCCAUCCUACAGCAAACAGAGCCAAACCCCCGCAGAGGAGACCCCCAUCAGGCCUGGCUACAGCAGCACAAGGUGCCAGUGAACAAACAGAGCCAGAACUAUCGCCGAAGAAGUUCCAGACAGGACUGCAGAAGGGUGCAGAAAAUUUCCUGACAUCGCCUGCAAAGCCCGAUCAGCCACCCAGGACGCCCCCCCCAGUCCGACCAGCACCACCCAGAGUAGUGGUGGACGGCAGAACUGUGACCCAUAAAGACCAACCCACUGUGGAGAGCCUGCAUGCUGAGAUCAGAGAGCUGAGGAUGGCUGUGGAGCUGCUGCAGACACAGCACGACCGAGACAUGCAGGAAGUGAAAGAAGAACUGAAGGAGGAGAGAAACAAACGAGUGGCACUGCAGGAGGAAAUACACAGUUUGAGGAUGAAGCAUUAAUCCCAACACAGACUGAGACCGGAAAUUUAAAUAAGAUGAACAAUUUUGUGACAUGGAAAGGAGACGGAGAAGACGAACGAACUCUCCUUCUGCAGAAGUAAAGUUGGACAAAGGAUCAAACUCCUGCACUGGACCUGAGAAAGACUUUUAUUGAUUACAUUUUUUUGACAUAUUUGAAUGCUGGAAAUCACAAAUGUUGGCUCUUGGUGACUUGGUUGCAAAUUAAUGUUUUACAAUGUUCUGUUUCAUCUGUCGCCUUUAUUCCUUUUAUCAUAGGUUUUACUUUACUUUUAACAUUUACACAAAGAAUUUGUAAUAUAUGCAGCUGUACAUAGGAGGAAAUAUUGUGAUGUCUUUUGCAAAGACCUGAAAUAUACUUUGGAGUCAAUUAAAGGUGCAUUGUUAC